AUGACAAUCGGUUUUAGAGCGAUUUCUAAACUAGUAGCGCCUAUUGUUGGUAACGUAAUUUGUUUAUCUCGAGCUCAAUUCAGUGUUGCAGUAAAAAUGAAUCCCGAUUACAAGAGUGCAUCAUCAAUUCAUGAAUUUACAGUAAAGAAUAUCAAGGGGGAGGACGUGAAUUUAGAUGUCUACAAAGGUCAUGUCUGCAUAAUUGUUAAUGUAGCCUCACAGUGCGGUCUUACAGCUAAUAAUUACAAGCAGCUGAAUGAACUAUAUGAAAAGUAUGCUGAAGAAAAAGGACUACGUAUUCUGGCUUUUCCUUGCAAUCAGUUCGCCGGUCAGGAACCGGGCAAUCCAGAAGCGAUUGUAUGUUUCGCUGCAGAUCGCAAAGUGAAAUUUGACCUGUUUGAAAAAAUUGAUGUUAACGGUGACAAUGCAAGUCCAUUAUGGAAGUUUUUAAAGCAACAAAAACACAAACAAGGCGGCACCCUCGGUAGCUUCAUCAAAUGGAACUUUACCAAGUUCAUUGUCGACAAAGACGGAGUACCAGUAGAGCGUCACGGCCCUAAUACGGAUCCCAACGACUUAGUCAAAUCACUUGAAAAAUACUGGUGA
Arctia plantaginis is the source of this 606-nucleotide messenger RNA. Lineage: Eukaryota; Metazoa; Arthropoda; Insecta; Lepidoptera; Erebidae. The record is from the annotation of a GenBank genome assembly.